This is a messenger RNA of Acomys russatus (golden spiny mouse), 1488 nucleotides long. It is a transcript of the gene Htr1d, whose product is annotated as 5-hydroxytryptamine receptor 1D. The record is from RefSeq and is a predicted model, not a curated record. The transcript has a single exon. Gene Ontology annotation, cellular component: plasma membrane. Gene Ontology annotation, molecular function: G protein-coupled serotonin receptor activity. Bases 1 to 1125 code for a protein of 374 amino acids. Gene Ontology annotation, biological process: chemical synaptic transmission; regulation of locomotion; regulation of behavior. NCBI's taxonomy places the organism in Eukaryota, Metazoa, Chordata, Mammalia, Rodentia, Muridae.
AUGUCUCUGGCAAACCAGUCCAUCGAAGGUCUUCCCCAGGAGGCCUCCAACAGAUCCCUGAAUACUACAGGGGCUUGGGACCCACAGGUCCUGCAAGCGCUCAAAAUCUCCCUUGUGGUGGUCCUCUCCACUAUCACCCUGGCCACGGUCCUCUCCAAUGCCUUUGUACUCACCACCAUCUUACUCACCAAGAAGCUCCACACCCCGGCCAAUUAUCUCAUUGGCUCCUUGGCCACCACCGACCUCCUGGUUUCUGUCUUGGUCAUGCCCAUCAGCAUAGCCUAUACCACCACUCGCACCUGGAACUUUGGCCAAAUCUUGUGUGAUAUCUGGGUGUCUUCUGACAUCACCUGCUGCACGGCCUCCAUCUUGCAUCUCUGUGUCAUUGCUCUGGACCGAUACUGGGCCAUCACUGAUGCCCUGGAGUACAGCAAGCGCCGGACAGCUGGCCACGCGGCAGCCAUGAUUGCGGCAGUCUGGGCCAUCUCCAUCUGCAUUUCCAUCCCACCACUCUUCUGGCGUCAGGCCACGGCUCAUGAGGAAAUGUCCGACUGCCUGGUGAACACAUCUCAGAUCUCUUACACCAUCUACUCCACCUGUGGGGCCUUCUACAUCCCGUCCGUCUUGCUCAUUAUCCUGUAUGGCCGCAUAUACGUAGCCGCCCGGAGUCGGAUCCUGAACCCACCCUCCCUCUACGGGAAGCGCUUCACCACGGCCCAGCUUAUCACGGGCUCCGCGGGCUCCUCACUCUGCUCCCUCAAUCCCAGCCUCCACGAGAGCCACACACACACAGCCGGCUCUCCUCUCUUUUUCAACCAAGUGAAAAUCAAGCUCGCUGAUAGCAUCCUAGAACGAAAGAGGAUCUCUGCAGCUCGAGAAAAGAAAGCCACUAAAACCUUGGGCAUCAUUCUGGGGGCCUUUAUCGUCUGCUGGCUGCCUUUCUUUGUGGUGUCGCUGGUCCUCCCCAUCUGCAGGGACUCCUGUUGGAUCCACCCGGCUCUCUUUGACUUCUUCACCUGGCUAGGUUAUUUAAACUCCCUCAUUAACCCCAUCAUUUAUACCGUGUUCAACGAAGACUUUCGACAAGCAUUUCAAAAAGUUGUCCACUUCCGGAAAGCCUCCUAGUCGGAUUUGGGGGUUUAUCUGUUAUGCCCUGUAACCCGGCUGGGUUUGCCUUUUUUUUUUUUUUUUUUUAAUUUAUUUUUUAUUACUCUUGUUUCUCUGAGACCUGGGCUGAUUUGUGCCGUCUUGGGUCUUGGAUUAGUCAAUAGAUUUGUUCUGUGUUCAACUGCCAGCAUCCUCUAGACUUCGGGAUCACCUAAAGCUAGGCCAUUGUGUGAAAGGGGGCAGGACUGAAGACAUCCCUCGCCACAAUAGCCACAUGGUUUUCUGCACUGGAAGAGAUAUAAGCUACAGGACUAAGGUGAGAAACUGUCUUAUUCUCUCUCAGGCUCAGAGUAAAGGCCUUCUGGUCUACCUAGGGUUUUA